This is a messenger RNA of Pseudovirgaria hyperparasitica, 1410 nucleotides long. Its product is annotated as SGNH hydrolase. Bases 365 to 1129 code for a protein of 254 amino acids. The record is from RefSeq and is a predicted model, not a curated record. NCBI's taxonomy places the organism in Eukaryota, Fungi, Ascomycota, Dothideomycetes, Acrospermales, Acrospermaceae. The transcript is spliced from 5 exons.
CGUAGGACAAGGACCCUCCUACUUGUAUUUACGACCAUCGAGAGCAUGUCCUGAUACAUCUUCAAUACAAAUCAACCAGUCCCCAAUCUACACCCUGUCAGACAUAUAUGUAGCACAAUAAUCUCGGCCCACACUAUCCUGAUCCACCGAGCCUUGGCCGCGCACGACGGAGAAUCUUCUUCUCUUGUUUUUCUGCGCCUUCUGUCCUUCUAAUUCAUUAUAGAGAAUACAGAAAGUACAUGAAAAGGAAACAUUCCGCUGCGAAUAGCGAGAUCCACGUACCGCUAUUUUUAGGGUCUGCUAUCUGCUAUCUGAUAUCUGGAUAUCUGGACAUCCGGGACCGGCAUUGACGAGAAGAUAGAUCAUGGCCGCGCUAUACGACCAAUUCAUCUUGUUCGGCGACUCGCUCACGCAGCAGGGCUGGUCGCAGGAGCGUGGAUUCGCGUUUUUGGCGCAGCUUGGUGAUGAUUAUGUCCGGCGCUUGGAUGUGGUGAAUAGAGGGUUUAGUGGCUACAACACCACCCAAGCCCUCGCCAUCCUCCCCAGAAUCAUCCCACACCCAAACCACGCAAAGGUCAAACUCCUCACAAUCUUCUUCGGCGCAAACGACGCCUCCCUCCCGCACGCCUCCAACAACCAACACGUCCCCCUGCAAACCUACACCGCAAACCUCAGAUCCAUCCUCACCCACCCCUCCAUCACCGCCCACGCCCCCCACAUAAUCCUCAUCACCCCACCGCCCAUCAACGAACACCCCAUGGCCCACGACCCCGGCGUCGCAGGCCCCGCCCGUCGCGCCGCGUGCACGAAGGCAUACGCCGAUGCCGUCAUCACUCUAGGUCUGGAGAUGCGGGUUGCGGUGCUUGAUUUGUGGGGUGCGGUUAUGGCGAGGGUGGGGUGGGAUGCUGGUGGUGGUGUUGGUGGGGGUGAGGUGGUGCUGCCGGGGAGUUUGGAGAGGGCUAGAGAGCCGGUGCUGGAUGGGUUGCUGCAUGAUGGGUUGCAUUUCUCGCCGGAGGGGUAUCGGGUUCUGUAUGAGGAGCUUGUGGGUUUGAUUGCGGAGAGAUGGCCGGAGUUGAGGCCUGAGGCGCUGCCGUUUGUGUUGCCUGGGUGGACGGAGUUUCGGGUUUGAGGUUGGUGGAUUGGUGCGGAUUAGAUUGGUGGGGUAAGGGGGGGUUUAUAAGGGGCAGGUAUGAAUGAUGUUUGCGCUAUGGUUAUAUGGUGGGAAAGCAAGGCAUGUCAUGAAUGUGUCUCACAGUCUCAGACUUGCAUUCUCUCAUUCCUCUCGUCAUCUUACAGCGUCGCAGCACACUCAUCCAUCACGUCACCAGGACAAAGAGAAAAUCACAUCCUCGACGUAUGUCCCAAAUAUCCCAUCCCAUCCCAUCCCAUCCCAUCCACACACAAAGACCA